This is a messenger RNA of Pelobates cultripes (western spadefoot toad), 218 nucleotides long. The record is from the annotation of a GenBank genome assembly. NCBI's taxonomy places the organism in Eukaryota, Metazoa, Chordata, Amphibia, Anura, Pelobatidae.
GAGGCACGAGACCAACAGUCAAGCAAACUGAUCUCCAUCUGGCAGACGAGUGUGGCAGAAUUGAAGAGAGAUCUGCAGGAGUUGGAAUCCCACACAGCGCAAGUAGAAACCAAAAUGGAGGAACUGGGGGAUGCUCACAGCACGACCACCAACCACAUCCAGCAUCUUACUGCACAACUUGCGCAAUGUGAAUCUGAAAUCAUGGAUCUCGAAGACAG